Cyanistes caeruleus (blue tit) is the source of this 2727-nucleotide messenger RNA. The record is from RefSeq and is a predicted model, not a curated record. NCBI's taxonomy places the organism in Eukaryota, Metazoa, Chordata, Aves, Passeriformes, Paridae.
GAAUUAUUUGCUUGCCUUGAUGAAAUGAAAUAGACAAAUACCGAUAUGAUCAGCUUCUUUUCAGUGUUUGGGGUUUUCUUGUUCUGGUACCAAUGUAUUAAAGUCAAAUAUCUUCAGUCUAGAGGAAAAUAAGUAAGAGACUGGUAAUACUAGAUAAGGUGGUGCUUAUAUUCUCCCGAACAUUACAGUAGUGAAUAAUUUCACUAGACUUCAUGUUUGAAGUACCUGAAGGUCAUAUUUUUGUAUUCCCUGCCUCCUGUAAAUGAACUGAAAACAGCGGUGAGCCAAGUGUGAAAUUAGGCACACACUUAGAAGAUGCAUUUUUGUCCAGUGACACAUUUGCCUGAGACAGGAGCUUAAGGGUCUGUAUAAUGAUGCAAACUCAGAAGUGAGAUCCCGCUGCUAAAAUGUGGCUGGGAAAUCAUAGCUUUUAUAAAUGAUACCUUGACAAUUCUUUCGCUGCCUAGAGCAAUGGAGGAGCAAAGCAGAGAGAGCUUUUACUUUUCUGCUUAACACAUAUGUUUCAGCUUCCUAAACAGUUAAAAAUGUUUCUCUUCUAGGAUGAAGAUUUCCUUACUCUAAUUUUCAAGGCUAUGAUGAAGGAUGCCUUGAAUUCUUCACAUCCAGUCUCUUCUGCUGUUCAGUCUUCAGAGCAAAUCGAAGAAAUGUUUGAUGCUCUUUCUUAUAUCAAGGGGGCUUCACUUCUUUUGAUGCUGAAGCAUUAUCUCACUAAGGAUGUUUUCCAAGCUGGCAUUGAGGUGUACUUGCAUAAUCACAACUACAGAACUGCCCAUAGCGAUGACCUGUGGGACAGCAUGAAUGAGAUUACCAAUGGAACACUAGAUGUAAAGAAAAUGAUGAAGACUUGGAUUGUGCAUAAAGGAUUUCCUUUAGUCACUGUUGUCCGAAAGGGAAAGAUUAUUUCAGUGCAACAGGAGAAAUUUUUGUAUCGUGUAGAACCAGAAAACUGGACAUCAGAUGCAAGUUACUUGUGGCAUAUUCCUCUCACUUAUAUAACAAAUAAGUGCAACUUCACCCAUUGUACUAAUGCAUAUUUACUGGAUCAGAAGUCAGCUAUCAUUGAACUUCCAGAAGAGGUGGAAUGGAUAAAAUUCAAUGUGGACAUGAAUGGCUAUUAUAUGGUACACUAUACUGAAGACUGGAAAACACUGAUUGAUCUGUUGAAAAAAAACCACACGGCUCUGAGUCCUAAAGACAGAGCGAAUUUGAUCAACAAUAUCUUCAACCUUGCACGUCUAGGAAGAGAGUCUCUGGAAAAGGCCUUUGAGUUGAUCAAUUACCUCAACAAAGAGAACAGUACUGCACCACUUACUCAAGCUUUGUUUCAGCUGAGUCUUAUAUACAGCCUUUUAGACAAAAAGGGUGAACAACAGCUGGCAGCACGAGUCAUGCAUAGGAUAGAGCACUUGUUUGGAGAUAAAAUUGAUCAACAGCACUGGACAGAUGAUGGGGCCCUGUCUGAACGAGAUCUCCGGUCAACACUGCUGGCUUUUGCCUGCACCCAUGAUAUAAGAAACUGUAGAGCAACUGCUGCUGAGAAGUUUGAGACAUGGAUGAAGUCUAAUGGAACAAUAAGUCUGCCUAGUGAUGUUCUGAAAGCCAUAUUUGCAGUUGGAGCCAAGUCUAAUGAUGGCUGGGAAUUCCUCCUGAAGAUGUACUUCUCUUCAGUUUCUGAAGCAGAGAAAAGCAAAAUGAUUGAAGCCUUGGCCAGCACUGAGGAUGCCAGAAAGCUGAUCUGGCUAAUGCAGAACAGUCUUGAAGGAGAAAUCAUCAGGUCACAGGAGCUUUCACAUAUCAUAGCAACUGUUAGCCAGAGUUUGCCUGGAUAUUUGCUGGCCUGGGACUUCGUCAAAGAGAACUGGGAAAAACUUACACAAAAGUUUCACCUAGGCUCAUAUACCAUCCAGAAUAUCAUUAGCUGGUCAACUUCCCAGUUUGCAACAAAGGCACAUCUACUUGAGGUCAAGUCAUUUUUUGAGUCAAAAUCAGAGGAGAGUUCUCAACUGCGUUGUGUAAAAGAGGCAAUUGACACAAUUCAGCUCAAUAUCCAGUGGAUGGAGAGAAACUUGGCAAAGCUACAAGAACUGCUGUAGUGCAUAUGAUACUGUGCUGUGUCAGCCAUUUAGCAGCUCUGUGAGCAGUUAUUGUGUUUCAUUUGCAAAAGCCACGGUGAAACCAGGCAUCAUGACAACAUUGCACUAUUAAGGAAUCUAGAUAGCUCAGGGCAUGUCUCAGAUAAAUUUUUAUUUUCCUUUAAGCAUUUUGAGCAAUAUAUAAGUAUUUACCCUGAAACUGUUUUCAUCUAUAGACCAAACAUCUGCACAAAUGAUUAAAUAUAAUUUUAUAUGUGAAACUUAGACCCUUCCUUCAGAGUUGUGUUAGAAUUUCUUGGCAGUGGGUUAAUGCUGACAGGUAAGAAAGAAUUACCGUGAACUGUUACUUCUUUGCUGACUGCUCACUGAGCAGUAGAUUUUUUUCUUAAUGCAAUACUGUAUGUGGUUUCCACAUUUGUAGAUACAGAAGCUGUUGUGAAAAAGAAUUAUAUUUCGGAUAUGUAAGUAGUAGUGAAUGUUAUAAAGUUCAAGAGGUGAAAUAAAUACGAUAAUUCCAUUUAAGUUUGGAUUUUUUUAUUUUCAUAUUGCUGUUAAGGAAUUACACAUAAAAAAAUAAAUCCUUUGCUAAUAAUAUGCAGCUUGAUAUACAGAA